AUGGACUUGAAGAGAAUCAAAUCGGAAGCGUUCGAGAUGGAUCUGAAGAUAAAACAGAUUAUGAGCGCCGAACAACACGUCGGCCAAAUGAAAGCGGUCGUCGAGAAUGAGGCACGAAGGGUCCGUCUCGUGAAACACUUUUACUUUUUCUUGUUUUUGAACGCCUUGUAAAUGUUCUCGUGUUCAGCUCGACGAACUUCUCAUCAAAGCGGUGGCCGAGUGUGCGGAAAUUGAUCGGAUGAGAAGUGAAUUUCGGAAUGCGACAGUGGUUCAAAGUAACUCCGGAGACGCGCUCGAUGAGCACCUUUUCGGAAUGAACAACUCCAAUCAGAAUACACACAGAAGGUUGCCCGUUUUUAUCUGUGAAUGUCCACAAUUUUGAAUGUUUUCAGAGUGGAAAGUGUGCGAGCAUCUCUGCAAAAGCACUACGACUAUCUCGACAGAUAUGCCGGACAAAAAGUGGCCGCAGUGGCACCGCAGAACAAUUGA
This is a messenger RNA of Caenorhabditis sp. 36 PRJEB53466, 489 nucleotides long. The record is from the annotation of a GenBank genome assembly. NCBI's taxonomy places the organism in Eukaryota, Metazoa, Nematoda, Chromadorea, Rhabditida, Rhabditidae.